AUGUCGAAGACCAAGCAUAUCAUGAUGGAGGAACCCAAGGGCUUCGAUAGUAGCUAUCAUAAUGCUCCCGACAUGGAGACUGGCACCGAAUCGCCAGUCGAAGCACCAGUCGGAGCCAUGGGAGAGAUUCGCCGUGAUUUGAAGUCCCGUCACAUUAAUAUGAUUGCAAUUGCGGGAAUGAUUGGAACCGGUCUCUUUUUACGCUCCGGAUCAGUAAUUGCAACUGCAGGGCCUGCAGGUGCAUUUAUUGCUUACAUUAUAAUGGGUCUGGUCACUGCCGGCGUCUCAUACACCACCGGCGAAAUAACAUCCUUUAUGCCAUCGACAGGAGGCUUCGUUCGCCACGCAACGAAAUUCGUCGAGCCAGCACUUGGGGCAGCUACUGGUUGGAAUUUUUGGUAUACCAUGUCCAUCUCGGUGCCAGCAGAAAUAAGUGCCGCCGCUACAGUCAUACAGUUCUGGAAUUCGUCCAUCAACCCCGCCGUCUGGAUUUCUGUGUUCCUUGUUUUGAUCGUAUUGCUUAAUCUAUGCGGAGUUCGGUUUUAUGGAGAGUCUGAAGUUGUCUUUGCUUCACUCAAAAUCUUAUUGAUUAUCGGGCUCAUCAUCGGUGGGCUUGUCAUUGACUUGGGCGGAGCUCCGAAUCGUGACCGUAUAGGUUUUCGCUACUGGAAUGAUCCAGGGGCGUUCAAUACAUACAUUGACAAGGGAGCAACCGGUCGUUUUCUAGCAAUAUGGAGCGUGCUGAUUUCAGCUGCUUUCAGCUACGGGAACAUUCAGGUUGUUGCCAUUUCGGGCUCGGAAACACAAAAUCCUCGAGAAAUCAUUCCUGCCGCAACGCGCAAGACGUUUUUUCGAGUUUUCUUCUUUUAUGUACUCAGUAUAUUCAUUGUCGGCUUGGUUGUACCGUAUGAUGACCCUAAAUUGCAAUUAUCCACGGGAACUGCACAACAGUCGCCAUUUGUGAUAGCCUUUCAGCGUUCUGGAGUCUCUGUUGUGCCAUCCAUUAUCAACGCUGUCGUCUGUACAUCAGCAUUCAGCAGUGGCUCAGCUUGUAUCUUUAUUGCUUCCAGGACUCUAUACGGUCUGAGUCGGGAUGGCCACGCACCCAAGUUCUUCCAAAAGUGCAACCGUUUUGGCGUUCCGCAUUAUGCUGUAGGCUUGACUUGCGUCUUGCUUCCGCUCGUGUAUCUGAACGUAGGUCAGAAUACAUCCGUUGUCUUUGGUUGGUUCGUUAAUAUAACCACUGUGGCUGGAUUGAUUGGUUGGAUGGUGAUUGAGAUUACGUACUUGAGGUUCUACUACGGGUUGAAAGCGCAAGGUAUCCCACGCGAUGAAUUACCAUAUCAUGGCCCUCUGCAACCCUACAACGCCUGGGCAACUCUAAUCAUGGUUUUUCUUGUCGUGUUCUUUUCUGGAUUUGAAGUUUUUGUCAGAGACAACUUUACUGCUUCUGGGUUUUUGACUCGGUAUCUGAAUGUUUUUAUAUUUAUCGCUCUCUAUGUCUUUUUCAAGCUCUGGUUUAAGUCCAAAGUAAUACCAUUGUCUGAGCUGGAUUUCCAGACCGAGCUUCAAUCUAUCAGGGAAGAAGAACAUUGUCAACAACAUAAGAACGAACUUGAAGCACGGAUAAUUCCCAUAUUCGGAAUUUCUCGACCAAGAUGGAAGUCGCAAGGGGAUCGGGUCCCCUACAUCUGGCCUAUCACAUCUUUCACGGCUUCACCCCCUUUCUUGCAAGGUACUUCCACAAAACGCAAUGCGUACAAUUAUUGA
This is a messenger RNA of Talaromyces stipitatus ATCC 10500, 1770 nucleotides long. RefSeq names its product amino acid transporter, putative. Lineage: Eukaryota; Fungi; Ascomycota; Eurotiomycetes; Eurotiales; Trichocomaceae. Gene Ontology annotation, biological process: amino acid transmembrane transport. The coding region runs from base 1 to 1770 and encodes 589 amino acids. Gene Ontology annotation, molecular function: amino acid transmembrane transporter activity. Gene Ontology annotation, cellular component: membrane. The record is from RefSeq and is a predicted model, not a curated record. The transcript has 9 exons.